Molecule: messenger RNA, 839 nt
Organism: Prunus persica (peach)
Lineage: Eukaryota; Viridiplantae; Streptophyta; Magnoliopsida; Rosales; Rosaceae
Product: dolichyl-diphosphooligosaccharide--protein glycosyltransferase subunit DAD1
Exons: 5
Coding region: 241-600 (119 amino acids)
Biological process (GO): protein N-linked glycosylation
Cellular component (GO): membrane; oligosaccharyltransferase complex
Source: RefSeq, a predicted model, not a curated record
UGAAUAUGAUUGAUUGCCACAUGCAGAUGAGAAGUUGGGGUAGCGUAGUGGUGGUGACUGGGGAAGACUGAAGAAGCCCACCCAACCCUACUACCCGAUUCUUUUACAAUUAUCCAAAAUGACGAUAAUGUCCCUAACCAUUUAGUUCUGGUUGACCAGAGUGGUCAAGUAUUCGAUCCAUCUAAAACUCAGAAACCAGCCGACGACGACGAAGUAGUGAAGUAUAGAGGAAGAGAAACAAUGGGGAAAGCAUCGACAUCGUCAACGACCAAGGACGCGCUUGCCCUCUUCAGUUCUCUUCGCUCAGCUUACUCUGCCACUCCCAUCACCCUCAAGAUCAUUGAUCUCUAUGUUGCUUUCGCUGUGUCCACAGCUCUCAUCCAGGUAGUUUACAUGGCUAUCGUCGGAUCAUUCCCAUUUAACUCAUUUCUCUCAGGAGUACUUUCUUGUACAGGGACAGCAGUCCUUGCUGUUUGUCUCCGUAUUCAAGUGAACAAAGAAAACAAAGAAUUUAAGGAUUUACCACCAGAACGGGCUUUUGCAGAUUUUGUUCUCUGCAACUUGGUGCUGCACUUGGUGAUUAUGAAUUUCCUUGGAUAAGUUAGCAUCUUUUGGUCUUCAUUGAUACUGUUUCCUGGAACAAUGAUGAUAAGAUAUGAUGCGGUAACUUUUUCUUGGUAGUUUUCUUGUAUUUGAUAAACUUAACAUGAUAAGUUAUGUAGCCACAAUAUUUGAAAAAUGAACCUGCAAUAGAAUCUGUCUUUUAUUACAUUAUCAGGAUCUCUUCUUUAAAUACUUUAUUGGAACUGUUUUUAUCUUGUGUUUUAUUGUUUUCUUUU